AUGGGUGACCAAACCAAAGAUGUGGACUUCCAGUCUCAUGCCCUGCUGUCUGCAGCCAAAGUUGGAGCCCUGAGUGGAGCUGCCGGCCUGAUCUAUGGAGGAGCUGCCGGAGUAAUCAGAUCCCCUAAUCCCAUGAUCCAUUCGUUGUCAUGUGGCAUUCACUGGUUUGCAUGCGGCUCAGCUUUUUGGUGGCUACGAACCAACAUUAUUAAACAUCAUUACCAAGAGAAAGCCUCGCCGAAGGAGCGCACGUACGCGAGUGCUCUAUGCGGUGGCAUCGCCGGUGGAGGUGUAACGAAGCUGAUGGGAGGCCGGCUGGUUCCGGGCACUAUCAUUUUCGCAUUACUGGGCUAUUGUGGCCAGAGUGUCUUCAAUCGAGUCGACACCUGGCAGAUGGAAAAUGCACACACGACAUCAAAGCCCUUGAUGCAGCGAAUGGCUGAUUCUAAGUGGAUUCCACUCCGAUCCCUGUCUGACCAGGAAUACAGGGAAAUGCUGGGCGAAAAGCUGCUUAGUAUCGAGGCCGAGAUUGCCCUUCUGGACGACAAGAUCCAGGAACUGGAGAACUCUCGCCCUGUCCCUGCCUCAGUCUCAAAGUAA
This is a messenger RNA of Penicillium paradoxum, 600 nucleotides long. RefSeq lists its product as uncharacterized. The record is from RefSeq and is a predicted model, not a curated record. The transcript is spliced from 4 exons. The coding region runs from base 1 to 600 and encodes 199 amino acids. Lineage: Eukaryota; Fungi; Ascomycota; Eurotiomycetes; Eurotiales; Aspergillaceae.